Sinocyclocheilus grahami is the source of this 2213-nucleotide messenger RNA. RefSeq names its product homocysteine-responsive endoplasmic reticulum-resident ubiquitin-like domain member 1 protein. Gene Ontology annotation, molecular function: transmembrane transporter binding. NCBI's taxonomy places the organism in Eukaryota, Metazoa, Chordata, Actinopteri, Cypriniformes, Cyprinidae. The record is from RefSeq and is a predicted model, not a curated record. Gene Ontology annotation, biological process: negative regulation of endoplasmic reticulum stress-induced intrinsic apoptotic signaling pathway; ubiquitin-dependent protein catabolic process; endoplasmic reticulum unfolded protein response. Gene Ontology annotation, cellular component: endoplasmic reticulum membrane. Bases 148 to 1371 code for a protein of 407 amino acids. The transcript is spliced from 8 exons.
CCAAUCACAGGCGGCCACAGUGUGUUUGGAAACAACACACGCAAUUACCGAAACUUCUUGAAUCAGGAAAGAACCUCACUACCUUUCACUAUUGCCUGACCGAGUCGCAAAGUCUUCGAGAGGUCUUCGGUUUGACUAAGAAAGAAAAUGGAAGAUUGUAAGGUCUCGGAUAAAGAGACGAUCUCGCUGGUCAUUAUAACGCCUAAUCAGUUUCACGGCGAUCAGCUGAUCGAGGGAGUUCGCGUGGACUGGACCGUGAAAGACCUCAAAUGUCACCUCUCCAAGGUUUAUCCCACCAACCCGGCUGAGAAAGACCAAAGACUCAUUUACUCCGGCAAGCUGCUUCAGGACAACCUGCUUCUGAGCCAUGUUUUCUCAAAGGUUUCUUCAGAAACCAAGCCUACUCUUCACCUGGUGUGUGCUGUGAGACCCCAGCCUGCUGCCCAACUUGGAGCGAGACCCAAGGUGACAUCAACACAGCAGCAGAGUUCCCAGCCCUCCCCACUAACUGCUAGCCAAAGCUCAGAGUCUUCAGGACCAUCCGUGACCUCUGUACCCUCCAUGGACGGCCUUAGACAGCGAGGUCAUGCCGACUGGCCUGGCUCUAACAUGUCUACGCCUGUAACAGCAGCAAUGACCCACCCAUCCUUCCCCACAUACUCCCUUUACAGUCCACAACAGCUCCUGUGGUUGCAGCAGAUGUAUGCCCGCCAGUACUACAUGCAAUAUCAAGCUGCCAUGGCAGCCGCCGCCUCCGCUCCAAUGGCCGCCCCUGCUUCCUCACUCCCUGUUGGCCCUCAUCAAGCUGCUGUACCUGCAGCCUUACCAAAUCAAGGCCCUAUCAACGACCUGCCAGCUAAUCAGAAUGCCCCAGGUCCUGCAUUCAUCAACCCAGAGGGAGCCAAUCAGAAUCUGCGAAUGAAUGCCCAGGGUGGGCCUGUGAUGGAAGACGAGGAGGACAUGAACCGCGAUUGGCUGGAUUGGGUGUACACCGCAUCCCGAUUGGGUGUCUUCCUGAGCAUCGUGUACUUCUAUUCCAGCGUGAGCCGCUUCAUCCUGGUCAUGAGCAGCCUGGUUAUUAUGUACCUACACACAGCAGGCUGGUUUCCUUUUAGACAGAGACCCCAAGCCAGGCCUCACAAUCUGCCAGCACCAGAGGUCAUUCAGAACCAACAAAACCAAAAUGAGGACAGACAUCCAGGACCUGUGCUGCCCCCUGGUGAAGUGGAGGAUGCUGGUGUUGCUGAACCCGCCAUGACGGCAGUGCUUGUUCCCCCAGUUAGACCACCCAUCCUAUGGAGAGCCUGGGUGUUUUUCAAAGCCUUUUUUGCUUCUCUGAUACCUGAGGCUCCACAGGGUGUUGCAAACUGAUCCAGAAAAAGUCAGACAAAAUUGGACUCCAGAGUCCUUGACCAUUUAGACCGGACAUUAUAAACGAAGGCUACAAGUCCUAGAAGUGGUAGCACUUUCCAGUCCUUUGGCUAUGUGACCAAUGGUUGCACAUUCUGUAUAGACGAGCUCUUGGACAUGGAGUUGUAAAUAUUGCUGGACAUUUUUUUUUGCACGGCACUUUAAAUAACCGCAAAGGCUGGAAUCAAUGAUAUCGGCCUCCUGGCCUGAUCCCCUUAUAUAGGCUCCUGUCAACAGGGCUUCAUUUUCUUGAAGUGCUCUACGAUGAGUGAUCCAAGGAUUAAACUCAUGGGAUUAUCUUAUUAAGGUUCUAGUAUAAUGGACAACGAAGGCCAUAUGUUGAUUUUGUUCUAAGUGCAUGAAUAGAUGGAGGAUGCUUGGGAGAAUGCAUUUGUGGCACUUUGAAGCUAAUGGUGUUUAUGCAAAUAAAAUAUGCUUACACUUUCUUUUCUUAAUUGUGUUCCACCUGUGAAAUGAGAAAUGUUCAUAUUUAUGAAGGAGGUUUGGUAUAUGCAUUCAAGUAUUUGUGAGCAGAAUUGACCUCUGGAUGAAAAGGCGAGUGAACCCCACUUUGAAUUUUACAUCAUCUUUACAUGAAGGAACUGCACUUUGGUACCUGCAAAAGAACAGAAAUUAAGAGUGGAAUAGUUCUGAGAGACUUAAAAAUAUGUUUUUUAAUCUGCUAUUUAUCAACACUAGCAUUACUGUCAUUUCAUUUCAUGUAUAAAAUAGCUUUGUUAUUAACAUUAAGAUAAUCCUUUGUACCUGGAAAUGAAAAAAUAAACAUACUUUCUUUGUUUCAA